Messenger RNA from Plectropomus leopardus (leopard coralgrouper), 346 nucleotides. NCBI's taxonomy places the organism in Eukaryota, Metazoa, Chordata, Actinopteri, Perciformes, Serranidae. The record is from RefSeq and is a predicted model, not a curated record.
AGUGUUGAACCUGACCCUGGUGGACCUCCCGGGGAUGACGAAGGUCCCCGUGGGGGACCAGCCGGCGGACAUCGAGCAUCAGAUCAGAGAGAUGCUGAUGCAGUUCGUCACCAAGGACAACUGUCUCCUAUUGGCAGUCUCUCCGGCCAACUCCGACCUCGCCAACUCCGACGCCCUCAAGAUCGCCAAGGAGGUCGACCCACAAGGUCUGAGGACGAUCGGUGUGAUCACCAAACUGGACCUGAUGGACGAAGGAACCGACGCCAGAGACAUCCUGGAGAACAAGCUGCUCCCACUGCGCAGAGGUGAGGACACAAUACACACUCUUAUUCUGAAAGAGCCUUAG